Aspergillus campestris IBT 28561 is the source of this 3215-nucleotide messenger RNA. Its product is annotated as putative NRPS-like enzyme. The record is from RefSeq and is a predicted model, not a curated record. Bases 27 to 3197 code for a protein of 1056 amino acids. NCBI's taxonomy places the organism in Eukaryota, Fungi, Ascomycota, Eurotiomycetes, Eurotiales, Aspergillaceae. The transcript is spliced from 3 exons.
CAAGCAGUCACUCUUCCGCUUUCAUCAUGGGUAUUCCGGUGUUCGACGACACUUUGGAAGACGUUUCCAAGCUGUCAGGGCCAGAACAGCUCAUCGCGCAGUUCGGGCGCCUUCACAUUCUAGAUGACUUGAUCCGCCUGCGGGCAUCAGAUGCUAUCCAGAAGCCCAUUCUGGCUUAUCCCAAGCCUUCGCAGGAUGGUUCCCCAGCUUCAUACGAGUACUUCACGGGGCAGGACCUGGACUGCAUGGUCGACCUAGCCGUCUGCCAACUGAUGGAGUAUGGUUUCAAACCGCCUCGCCGUGACGGCAGCAUCGUCGCCCUUUUCACCCUCUCAGACCUAAACAUGGUCGUCACAUUCUUCGCCCUCAGCCGUCUCGGAUACACCGUCAUGAUGCUGUCUCCCCGUCUCUCCCCCGCCGCCUGUGUGUCUCUUCUAGACACCGUCGGCUGCGACACGAUCAUGUACGGCCAGAAUGCUAGCAUCCGAUCAACCAUGGGCGAGAUCCUUCGCCUCAAGCUGGUAGCAUGCCGGCCCAUGGUGCAGCGCGCAACCCUCGGGGAAGUAGCCGACGACUCCACAUUCAUGGUGCUCCAACGGCAUCGCAACCCGGAGCUCCAAAAGGAGAAGAUUGCUCUCAUCCUUCACUCGUCCGGGUCCACCGGAAACCCCAAACCCCUCUACCUGAGCCACAAGGCCUUGAUGACCCACCCCAUGAGGGGUCCUGGCCUCACGUCCUUCAACUCCCUCCCGUGGUAUCACCUCCAUGGCUUAUCCACUGCCCUACAAGCCAUGUACAUGAAGAAGACUGCGUUCAUGUGGGACGCAGCACUACCUUUGACAGCCAACACGGUUGUGCCUGCCCUGGAGGCAGCGCGGCCCGAGUCAGUCCAGGGCGUUCCAUACCUCCUUCAACUGCUUGUAGACAGUGACAGGGGUUUGGACGCGCUCCGAGAAUGCAAACUAGUGACAUAUGGCGGCGCGCCGUGUCCAGACGAGCUGGGCAAUCGACUGGUCGAUGAACGAGUGCGAUUUGGCGGGUCUUUCGGCUUAACCGAGGCCGGCCUGGUCGCGGAAUCCAUCUCUCGCCCCGAGGGCGAUCCAUUCUGGAACUACUUGAAGUUCUUCGAGAACAUCCAACCGUUCAUAUGGAUGAAGCCUAUCGGUGACUCGCUAUACGAGUGUGUAUACCUCCAGGGUCACCCAGCUCUGACCUCAUCCAACUCCGACCAACCCCCAGGCUCGUAUCACUCGCGGGACGUAUUCACACCACACCCUACGAUCCCCAAUCGGUGGAAGUACAUGUCGCGACUGGACGACCGAGUCGUCCUGCUCAAUGGCGAGAAGGUCCUCCCGUUGCCGAUUGAAGGGUGCAUCAAGCAGAGCCCUCUAAUCCACGAAGCUGUCGUCUUUGGCGUCGGCAAGACUGUCCCCGGACUGCUGGUCUUCCGGUCGGACGACGCCCACCAAUUUUCUGACAAGGAAUACAUGAGCUUGAUCUGGCCCUCGAUCGAAGACGCCAACUUGCGCGCGGAGCAGUUCUCACAGAUCUCGAGAGACAUGGUUGCUGUCUUACCUAGUGGCUCCGUGUGUCCCCGCACGGACAAAGGUUCCAUGAUCCGCGCCCAAGUGUACGCCAAAUAUGAUGGUGUUAUCGACGAAAUGUACACGAGGGUGGAGCAUAGCGCGGAUGGGUUACUGGAGAUGAGCCUUGAUGAGACCAAAUUCCACCUUGUGACCCUCUGUCGGGAAGAGCUCGGGUUCCCGCUAUCAAGCGUCGACGGGGAGUUCUUCGCAGAGGGUAUGGACAGCCUGAAAGCCAUCCAUCUGCGUCGUCUGAUCCUGCGGGAUUUCAGGAUCGAGGACAGCAAGCGGAUCGGGCAGAAUAUUGCCUUCGAGACGGGGACUGUCUCCCGAUUGGCAGAGCAUAUCGUUGCCGUGCAAAGCGGGCAGGAGAGGGUGGUCAAGGAUGAGGUAUCGCUGAUGCCGGGCCUCAUUGAAAGAUAUUCCACCUUCCGCAAACACACACCCAACCCGAGACGCGUUUCUAACUCCAGGAGCGUGGUCCUGACCGGCGCGACCGGCUCCAUGGGCGCUCACAUCCUCCACAAGCUCCUAAACGACGACUCCGUAUCGGCAGUCUACUGCUUAACACGACGGAGCCGACCAACGGAAGCAGUCCUGGACGCGCUCGCACAAAAGGGCCUCUCCGUCCUACCGCACCGACGAGAGAAAAUCAUCGCACUGAACAGCGCUCUGGACCAGCCCGACCUAGGCCUCGACGAGGACAUGCUCAGCCAGAUGAAACAAUCCGUCUCACUUAUUAUCCACACAGCAUGGCCAGUCAACUUCAACCUCCCACUCCUCAGCUUCGAACCUCACAUAAAGGGCGUCCACAACCUGAUCAACUUGUCCCUAUCAGUGACGCUCCCCUCCCCAGCCGUGAUGCUCUUCUGCUCGUCCAUCUCGACAGCCCUCGGCGCGUCCUCGCGCGCUGUAGACGAAACACCUAUCAACGACCUCAACAGCGCGCUCGAGAUGGGCUACGGCCGGUCCAAGCUAAUCGGCGAGCACAUCGUCAGCAACGCGCGACAAGCCGGUGCGCGGGCCUUCUCGCUCCGCAUCGGACAAGUAUCCGGUCACUCCAAACGGGGAUUGUGGAAUGACUCUGAAGCCAUGCCGCUGAUGAUCCGGUCGGCACUGACACUUCAGGCGCUGCCUGAGCUCGACACAAGGUGCUCGUGGCUCCCCGUCGACAAGCUGGCUUGUUCAAUGCUGGAGAUUGCCAAAGCGUGCGCCGCGAACUCGCUUGAGCCACGGGAGCGCGACCCCGCGACAGGGAAGCUUAUCGACGACACGGUUUACAAUCUGACAAACUCUCGCACGUUUUCGUGGGCAGAGAUGCUCGGAGCGCUGCGACGGAGCGGGUUUCAAUUUGAGACGGUGUCCUUCGACCGGUGGCUGGAGCUGAUGAAGGAGAGUGAAGCCAGAGGAGAAGAGGCUGUCAACCCAGCUGUGAAGCUUGUUGAGCAUUACCAGUCGAUGUACAGUGAAGAUGCUCCUUCUUCUCCUUCUUUCCUGACAGAGAAGGCCGAGCGGGACAGUGUAACGUUGAGGAACGGUCGGUUGAGAAUUGUACAGGAUGGGAUUCUCGGCCGAUAUGCACAGGAUUGGUUGCGUCGGUGGACGACGAUCUGAUCUCGAUCUGAUCAUGAC